Messenger RNA from Rubroshorea leprosula, 1445 nucleotides. NCBI's taxonomy places the organism in Eukaryota, Viridiplantae, Streptophyta, Magnoliopsida, Malvales, Dipterocarpaceae. The record is from the annotation of a GenBank genome assembly.
AAGCACCUUUUGAUAGUUGAGUCAAUUAGCUCAAGCUCAAGGUCUUCGUUUCCUUGGGUUUUGGUUGCUUCAAUGCCUAAAUUGUUUCUUACAUACACAUUACUGGAGUGCUUCCAAUAGUUAAACCUUUUCUUUCUAUGGAGCUACAUUUUAUGCUCUUAACUAGCAUAUUUCUUCUUUCUUUCAUUUUACUUGUUGCAGAUGCAUGGAUUUAUGCUCAUGAAGAGGUUGAAGAUGGGGAAGUUGGUGAUAAUGUUGAUGAUGUUAAUUUCAAUGGUGAAGAGAGAUUCUAAUGGUAAAGUUAGUGGGAAAAUGGGGAUGGUUUUCGAUUUGUGGGGCGAAGACAAGUUUGAAGAUGCCAUCAAGUUUUCUUUCUAUGAACCUACCAAAAAUUGUUAUGGAAAGAAACUUCAGUUGACAGCAAAGAAGCACAAAUAGUGAAAGAACCCUUCAAUGCCUUCACCUCUUCCCCCUGAACCAGUUGCUCUCAACUAUGUUUGUGAUGAUGCAAUUCAUGAUAUCUCUUGCUACAGUUACUAGACCCACUAAGAAUGUUCAAAUUAUCUUGGGAAUUGCAAAGCAAAGAUAGGGGGAUUGGUCAUGGAAGUUGAAUUUAAUCAGCAGUAGGAGGUAUAUCAAGGAGACUAAAUUGACACGUAGACUUUUACAAUUUUCACUCAUGUUUUCUUUGGAACAUACGGCACAGGAAGUGAAGCAAAAUAGAGGCUUUAGCAAGAGAUCGACCACCAUUUGCCUCAGUUGUUCAUAAUGAUAUACUGAUUUAUCUAGAAAAGUUGAUGUACAUUACCUUUUCAUUAUUCUUAGGAUUGGUUGUGCUUUUUCUGGAAUGUCACAGCUGCUACUGUAGCAUACAUCAAAGGGGAUGGAUGGAAGCCAGGCGGUAAUGAGACUGCUUCGGUGAAUACCUAUCCAAUCCAAGAAGCAUCAUACUGGGGAAUUGGAUCUGGUCUUGCCAUCAUGGAGAUAGUUUGCAACAUCUUACAAAAACGAAAGAUCAACCACCAUAGUUUUGAAAGUUACACAAUUGUCAGAAAAUUAGAAAGAUGCUCAUAUCUGUUUAUGGUGAAUGGAAGGGCAAACUCUUGACAAGGAAUAGAGAUCUUAUCUUGAAAAUUUUAUUGAUUGUUUUCACUGGUGCUUACUUACCGGGACUAAAUGAUACGUGGAAUGAUAUUUUUGUAUGCAUAUUUGUUGAACGGUUGUGAAAAUCUUGGUGAUCUGAACUCCACCUUGGAAAUUAAGAAGGCUUGCAACCAUCCAAAUCUGCCGCCCCUUGUAAUUUAUUAGGCCUAGUUAAUUUGGUUAAUUUGCGUCAAACUUCAAUUUUUUCUUCAAAAGCCUAAAGGUGCAUCAUCUUCGAUCUUCAUUUUUUUAAUUAGUUCUCUUUAAAGUAUAUAUAAACACAAUGAAAAUAUCAAAGUUUU